AUGGUCUCCGUCGGGACCAACACUGACCUCAAAGGGCUUGUUCACUGCCAUUUGCCAAAGUUAUCACACAAACAUGGGAUGAUUCCAACGCAUUACGUGAUGCCCUGGAAAGAAGACAUGAAGAACAGGAAAUUCACUUUAAAGCAUGCAGAGGUUGUUGGGGUAUAUACUGGUGCCACAGAAGAUAGUCUGUUUUUGGAGCACAGAGAAAGACUUUGCCAUGGAGAAGAAAGAAAACACAUACGGGAGAAAAUUCCUCAGGAAAUAAUGAUUGCAGAUAUUCCCAUAUAUUCUCAUCUCUCCAGAUACCAGAAGUCUGUGAUUGCUCAUGCAUGGAGGAUGAAACUCUGA
This is a messenger RNA of Emys orbicularis (European pond turtle), 351 nucleotides long. RefSeq names its product sperm microtubule inner protein 10 (gene SPMIP10). NCBI's taxonomy places the organism in Eukaryota, Metazoa, Chordata, Testudines, Emydidae. The record is from RefSeq and is a predicted model, not a curated record. The transcript is spliced from 3 exons. The coding region runs from base 1 to 351 and encodes 116 amino acids.